Messenger RNA from Chrysemys picta bellii (western painted turtle), 2414 nucleotides. RefSeq names its product glycophorin C (Gerbich blood group) (gene GYPC). The record is from RefSeq and is a predicted model, not a curated record. Gene Ontology annotation, cellular component: membrane; cortical cytoskeleton. Lineage: Eukaryota; Metazoa; Chordata; Testudines; Emydidae.
UGACACAUGUGCUGUUUCCUUUUCCAGUUGCAAAGGGGUCAGGAACUCGGCAAGGAGUGUCUGAACAAGUGUUGCAUUCUCCUGAGUCCUUGGUCUCUUCCCUGCCUUUCUAGCUGCUCUGUUUAAUCCAGCCGGCGAUUCUGAACGGGGGAAAAAACAGUCAGCACAAAUAAGGCAUUUCUGAAGGCAUAAAUUAUGAGUGACAAAAACAAUGUGACACCAUCACCAUCUGGAGAUCACGGGGGUUCUUCAGCGACAGUAGAUGUGGCAGUCAUUGGAGGUGUCAUAGCAGCGGUGGCGAUUGUCCUAAUCUGCCUGUUGAUCGUGAUGCUCCGAUACAUGUACAGGCACAAGGGCACCUACCACACGAAUGAGGCAAAGGGAACUGAAUUUGCCGAAAGUGCAGACGCUGCGCUGAAAAAUGACCCGGCUCUCCAGGAGGCUGUGGAUGAGAGCAAAAAGGAGUAUUUCAUCUGAGAGCAAAAGGAAGCCACGCUGAGACUGCCUUAGUCGUUCUUUCCCCCCAAGGGAAUCGGUCAGAAAUGCUACAUCAACGAAAGCACUAAGAUAUGGAUAUGGCAAGGAUAGAAGCAAGCAUCCUAACUGAACUGCUACUCUCCCCCCCCCCCCACUCCCUAUGAAGAAUGGAACACCAGAUACCUGGCUGUUGAUUUUAUUAGCCACACAGCUGGUCACAGUUGAAUUCAGUAUCCGAUCAGAAGAAAUAAAAUCUCAGUCUGAAUGAUAAACCGAGACCAGCUAACGAUAUCAAAUGUCACACCUUGACAUUUGGUCAAAAUAGCAGAUGCCAAUGGAAAACAUCCUCUUAGCGUUAACGAUGCCCCCUACAUCGAUAUUAUACAGAACUACCUGAAAAUGCAUUGUCAGUGGUAAUAGAACAAGAGUUAAACCAGAUAAAAGCUGAGGUUAGUGGAACAAAAAUUGGUCUCUAGUCCAGAAUUCCCCCCCCCUUUAAAUGUGCACUUUGCCAGGUGUGAUUUUUUUCCUUCCAGCCCUCUUCCUUCCCCCACUCCCCCCACUUUGUUUUUAAGUCAAGGACGCGACACACACAAACCCUAUAGGAGAAAUAUGGAACACUUAAGAGUGAAGGAAUUUUAGCUAGCUCUUCAUGGUGACUUGAGGAAUGCAAAGUGUUAGAAUUUACAGUAUAUAGUAGGUAAUAACCACUAGACUUAAGACAAUGAUCCCAAAUAGCUAUUUGGCUCCUCUCAUGCAUACGUAAGUCAAUAGUUAUUGGCUAGUGCAGGCCUUCUGAAACAAAUGCUCUCCCCUAGAUUUGGAAUGAGAACUCUGGCCCUGGUGUUUGUUUAUUUAUUUCACAUUGGCGAAUUCUUUCAAAAACCUGCUGACAUUUGGGGGAAUUGAGUCAGAACGCAGACAUAAAUAACACUUAGAAAUGUAACUGUAAUGCUACCCUGGAGCAGUUUGUCCAUUUGAAUCCCAUUCGGUGGUAUUGAUCUUUCUCUCUUUUGUGCCCCUCCCAGCUUUUAAAUAUAUCUCGCUUUUCAUGCAGCCUCAGAUACAAAAAAUUCCAUUGAGCAUCACCUCUUUAAAAAAAUAAAAUGGACGUGAGCUGUAAAAUGAAAGAUCCUGUUCAUCACAUAAGAAUUCACUGUGAUGAAUUUCUUCACAACAGCAAGCUCUUUGUCUCACGGAAACCACCAGGUCGUCCUGGAAAUAGGAUUAAUUGUCCUCUGCACCUGUUUAUCACCAGCUAGGUUUAUGCCCUUAAUUAUCCCAAAUGAGUAUGGGGGGGGGGCGGAGGGAACAAUUAAUAAUAAAUGUGCCUUCGAUCAACUACCCUGUUUUAAAUCAAUAGUUUUCUAUGUUUUCCUGUUUAUAGAGAGACAUCUAUAAUUGUGCUUUCACAACUUGGUGGCUUCAUGUUCUCCAAAGAUCUUCAUUUUAUGACACUGGAAGCCAGACUGGCUCCUAGAGACCAGCUUAAUUCACCAAUGUUGGCCAUACAACUACUAGAGGAGACUAGAUCUCCAGGAGAAAAUAUUUGAGGAAUCAAGUAGAUUUGGUGAAGGAAGGGGACAGUUUUGUCUCUUUAAUUAAAUCCUCAAGGCCGCUCAGUACCUACCAGAGCAGGACUUUGCAGUAGGAGAGUCCUAAAGAUUGAAUGUUGGCUAAUGUUGAAUCUUUGCGCUGUAUGCUUUUAACCAAAGAAAAUCCAAACCAUGCCAACUUACUAAAAACUUGGGACCAAAUUCCACACACCAUUGUACAGCCAUAUCAUAUACAUCAGCCCACAUGAUACUAAAAUCCAAUAGUCCAGCACUAACACAAUUCAAAUGUUAUGGUGUUAUGUACUUGAUUUUUUUAUUCGUGUUACCAUUUGAAUCCUUUCACCGCUGCUUGUGAAAUAGGAAUAAACGUGUGUGAUUGUU